Chilo suppressalis (striped riceborer) is the source of this 351-nucleotide messenger RNA. The record is from the annotation of a GenBank genome assembly. NCBI's taxonomy places the organism in Eukaryota, Metazoa, Arthropoda, Insecta, Lepidoptera, Crambidae.
AUGAGCGAAUUAGUUUGGGGAAUCAAAAAUGGGGACAUAGAUCAAGUAAAACAAAUCAUAGAACACAAGCAAAUUGAUGUCAAUGCCCUUAUAGACGGUAGAGUUCCACUCCAUUAUGCUGCAGAUUAUGGUCAAACUGUAGUUUUAAACUAUUUAUUGGAUAAAGGUGCAGAUCCUAAUAUGGUGGACAAGCAUGGCAUAUCUGUACUUUUAGCUGCUAUUUGGGAAGGACAUACAGACUGUGUUAAGACACUAUUAAAAAAUGGUGCCUCUAAGGAUGGCAAAACACCUGAUGGAACACCAUAUAUCGAAGCUGCUGAGAAAGAAGAAAUUAAAGAACUGCUCACAUAG